Panicum hallii is the source of this 1304-nucleotide messenger RNA. RefSeq names its product zinc finger protein ZAT4-like. Gene Ontology annotation, biological process: regulation of DNA-templated transcription. NCBI's taxonomy places the organism in Eukaryota, Viridiplantae, Streptophyta, Magnoliopsida, Poales, Poaceae. The record is from RefSeq and is a predicted model, not a curated record. Bases 1 to 1206 code for a protein of 401 amino acids. The transcript has a single exon.
AUGGGCGAUGCGGCUGUGCUUAGUAGCAGCGCCACUCGGCACAGCUGCAAGGUGUGCCGGAAGGGCUUCCCCUGCGGCCGAUCGCUGGGCGGCCACAUGCGGUCGCAUUCCCUGGCCGAGGUGGAGACGGCCGUGGAGGACGAUGCCGAUGACAAUGGCGAGGAGCAGCAGCAGCAGCAACGGCGGGGCUCGGAUUGCCUGAUGGUUCCGGGCGCCGGAGGUUAUGGGUUGAGGGAGAACCCCAAGAAGACGCGACGGCUCUCGGGCCUCGAUGGCGGCGACGAGAGCGGCGGUCGCCAGGACGAGUGCGGCCACGGCGAGCUGCUCUCGCCAUGCGCUCCGGAGGUGGGCCACGAGCGCCGCCAUGCUCCCGGAGCUGGCAUGGAGGUGGAAGCGGAGCGGGAGCAGGAGGACGCCAUGCUGAUCCCGACUGAGCCGGCUGUCGGCCUGAUGCCGGCGCCGAGGCGGAGGCGGCGCUCAAUGCGCGUGCCGGCCCCCGCGCCGCCACCUGCGUUCGAUAAGGAGCCGGAGGACGUCGCGCUCUGCCUCAUCAUGCUGUCGCGCGACAUCCUGCACCGCCGGGACUCCACGGUUACAGGCGCCGAGUACUCGCCGGAGAAGGACAGGAGGAGGCGGGAUUACCACCACGACACCGACUCCGACGACGCCUCUGCUCUCUUCCAGUACGCCGACGUCGAGAUCAGCACCAAGACCAACAAGAGGAAGCCCAAUCGCAGCCUCGCCGGCGACGAGAAGCGGGGCCGGUACGAGUGCCCCGGCUGCGGCAGGGCCUUCCAGUCCUACCAGGCGCUCGGCGGCCACCGCGCCAGCCACAAGCGCAUCAAUAGCAACUGCAGCAUCGCCAAGGUCCCGCCCGAUCAGGCCGAGCUGAGCGUCGAGACCAACGCGUCGUUCAACACUGCGUCGCCGGACACCGACUACGCCACAGACGUUGCGCAUACCACGGCGGUGGUGGCCUUGAAGGCAAAGCCGCAGAAAGCGAUCAAGUUCGAGUGCCCCAUCUGCUUCAAAGUGUUUGGGUCAGGGCAAGCGCUCGGCGGGCACAAGCGGUCGCACUCGAUCGCCGGCGAGCUCUACGAGCGUGCACAUGCUGACGGAGACGCUGGCAUCGAUGAAGCCGAGCAGCCUAUGAUCGCUGAUGGGUUUCUUGAUCUCAACCUGCCAGCUCCAGGAGCUGAGAAUUGAAGCAUGGCUGGUUGCAUUGGGUAUGUACUGACUCGGAUUCAAUUGAUUCUUUGGAGUUUCAAGUUAGAAGUGAGCUUGGGGGUAAUAAACAAUGCAAC